Xylaria bambusicola is the source of this 2586-nucleotide messenger RNA. RefSeq names its product transcription factor Tfb2-domain-containing protein. Bases 712 to 2208 code for a protein of 498 amino acids. Gene Ontology annotation, biological process: nucleotide-excision repair. Gene Ontology annotation, molecular function: double-stranded DNA binding; ATPase activator activity. Gene Ontology annotation, cellular component: transcription factor TFIIH holo complex; transcription factor TFIIH core complex. The record is from RefSeq and is a predicted model, not a curated record. Lineage: Eukaryota; Fungi; Ascomycota; Sordariomycetes; Xylariales; Xylariaceae. The transcript is spliced from 2 exons.
GCACAUCAUCUAUUGGUAGUUUCAUGUAGUUCCAUGCAAUUGUUGCCAUGUGUUGCCCGGCUUUGGUUAGACCCUGAUAUUUCCCGAUACCGGGUAGUGGGAGAUAAUACUGGUCAAAUGGCCAUCAAUGUCCGUGUCAUUGAUAAGACUAAUAAGCCCCUGUCACGCUCGCGCGUACUACCGGUAGUACCAAAUGUGUACAUAGUCCCAAGCUAUGAACAGGAACGAAUCUCGUCUGCGCGGAGCGAGAACAAAAUAAUGUCGAAUUUCCUGUUUAUCAUGGCUAGUCGAACGUUUGCGGCUGUUUCUGUUACCGAUUAUUCGACCGCGGCUCUUCAACUUCAUAUCCACCAUGGCAUCGUGUAGAAGGACAUCCACUACCGGUACAUCUCUCUCUAACCUGUGAUCUUUCUUUGCGCAAGUGGUGCGAGCGAGACUUGGUGUAGGUAAGCAGCGAGAUGUCGAGGUAAUCGCACAGUGUGAGGGGAUAUCAUCCCUAACAUAAGCACUGUAUUCUGGGUCGUCCCUGCCGCUCUGCGUCAUUACCUACAGCCAGGGCUGCAGCUGCCAUCCGGGUUCUUAGGUGCCUACGAUGGUUCAACCUCCUUCGUCGCCCGCCAGCGUAAUCGAACAUCUUCACAAACGAUGCCCUGAUAGCCUCUCACCAAGUACUCGUCGUGGUUCUUCGACGCCCCAUCUCCCGCCGCAAAAAUGGCGUCUAACGCGAGUUCCCUCACAUCCUACUUGGAGUCGUUGCCUGGCACCACGUUUAGAAGACUUUACCAGCAACCCUCCGCUGCAUUCGCCAUCUUUCGGCGUAUGCUCCCGAAGCUAGCCAAGACAAUUGUAAUGGGAAUACUCUACAUGCCGAAUCCAUUCACCGUAUCCGACCUCGAUGCCUGGGUGAGAGCAAGUGCCAAGCGAGAGAAAGACCAGGUCAUUUCGAUCCUACGCUCCCUCCAUAUAAUAUCUCGCGACAACCCUUCUAUAAUAGCUCUAACGCCCAACUUCCGUAAUAGCUUGCGCAUGGUACUCGAGGGCACGGGCGAGCAUCAGUCAUUCGGCGUACCCUCCGAAGAGCCAAUCCCCCCAGAUGUGGAUCUGAAUUUUCUCGAUCAUUAUGCAAAGGGAAAAUGGGACGGCAUACUACAUUUUGUUGUCAACUCGGCAGUCAGCAGCGGACCGGGCGACCGCGGUUCUAAUGGCCCUAAGCAGUCUGUCAAAGACCUCAUGAUUAGGGGUCACCUUGUGGAGCGACGAGGUGGUAGUGGCAUCAGCAUUACGCAGGCAGGGUUCACCUUCUUGCUGCAAGUCACAAACUCCCAAGUCUGGAAUCUCCUUCUGCUCUGGCUAGAAUCCGUCGACGCGGCUGCGUCUGCUAAGGGCACAGAUGAAGCCUCGCGCGAAGGCCUCGACAGCGUUGACAUGCUCUCGUUCUUCUUUCUCCUCGCCUCCUUGGAGCUGGGGCGAGCAUACGACACAGAUGCGUUGACUGAAGCACGGCGUAACAUGCUACCGAAUCUCGUCGAUUUUGGCCUUGUUUACGUCCCGCCGACCAAUGCCCGACAAUUCUUCCCUACGCGCCUCGCGACUACAUUAACGAGCAGUGAGAUGCACACCCGGAGCAUAAGCGCCGGUUUCGCCGCCGCAGCCCAUGCAGGCACCGUGGAGUCGAAUCAGGAGAAGAGCGCCAUCAUACUAGAGACUAAUUUUCGCGUGUAUGCAUACGUGGAUUCGCCACUGCAAAUCGCUGUGCUCGCCCUCUUCGUUGAUCUUAAAUACAGAUUUAAAGGACUUGUUAGCGGUGUCUUGACGAGAGCUUCUAUUAGGCGUGCCGUAGAUAUGGGUAUCACAUCAGAUCAAAUAAUUUCCUACCUAGCCACUCACGCACACGAGGAAAUGCACCGUGUCGGUGCAGCGGCUCAGAAGCCCGUGUUACCCCCCGUCGUCGUCGAUCAGAUCCGCCUCUGGCAGCUCGACACAGAGCGUAUGCUCGCCACCUCGGGCUUUCUAUUCAAAGACUUCGACGACUAUAAGGAGUACAACGAGAUAUGCAAUUUCGCUGACGAUAUUGGCGUCGUGGCCUGGCGCAACGACCGCAAGGGAAUGUUCUUCGCCACCAAAGUUGACCAGAUUAAGGAUUUCAUGCGGACGAGGAAGAAAGCGAAUGAGUCGAAACAUGAUAAUGGUUCUCAACCACCACCCUGAACUAUUAUGGAUAAACGGACUUGUCGAAAUACUAAAACGACGAAUCCCAUUCUUCAUUUUUAUUAUCUAGUCGAGGGGCUAGGGUCAAGGUAGGGGGAAAAUUCGGGAUUGGCGUUUGAGGAAUUAAAAAAAUUGCAUAAAUGGUAUGGAUAUGGUGGCUAUGAAACCUUUUCACUAGAAAAGGCUGAUUGUUUAAUUUGCUUUAAAGAGCGGAUGAUUACUCGAGCGUGUAUCACUAUCAUGAGAAUAGACGGGUGAGAACAAGCUGGCAGGCAGGCAAGCGAGGAGUAAAUAGAUACCAGUUUCGUUUAGACUCGUGUGUUGACGUACAGUGCUUGGUUGUUGAGAAGUGGUGAAUGAAUGCUUCUUCCAAUUCAU